AUGGAGAAGAAGAGCCAACCACCACGGUUUCAGCCGCUGUCGUAUGCAAGUGCUGUCCGCGGGAAACUAGGCGCACAACUCAAGGUGAAGCCAACUCCGACUCCGGCUCCAACUCCAACUCCGGCUCCGGCCCCGACACCGAAGACCGAAACUCCUCUCAAACCUUCAGCGGCCACAUUUGUCCCUGGGAAGCCAACUAUGCAGCAACCCCCACCAGCAGUACCUAAUCUCAAGCUGGCAGAGCAAACAAAGUCCGCUCUGCAUACGAAUUCUACGACCGCUCCGUCACGAAACGAGUUCCCGCAGCUCGCGCAACCUGUGGCUAAGCCGAAGUUGGCUCCAACAUCUUAUGCCCAAGCUGUGACGGGUAAACGGACAACCGCUUUGGUGGUCAAGAAGAAGGAACUGCAAGGACCGCAGACGGAUUCGAAGAUGGCAGAAGUCGAGAUCACCGUGCCAAAAGAGCUAGGGAAAGGGCCUCAGAAAAGUCUUGAGAAGAGCCCCGAGAAGAAUCCGGCCAAGGGUGCGGACAAGAAACCCCAGAAGAACUCUCAGAAAAGUCCCGAGAAGAGUUCUCACAACAGUCUUGAGAAGAGUCCCCAGAAGAGCCCUCAGAAGAAUCCGAAGAAAAGUCCGAAGAAGAAAAAGAAGAAAGGAAAUACCGUUCUGGAAGCGAGCCUUCCGGCGUUAGAUUUAACUAUCAAGCCACAACCCAUUCCACAACACCCAAAGGCAAUCAAGAAGGGUCAGGAACCGGAGAAGAAAGGUGCUGCCACAGUUGAGCGAGGUCCGACAGCGCCCCAAGGUGGCGGCGUUACCAAGGAGAGCACACGCAGCACGAAUGCAUGCAUAAAUGCAGCUCUCGCUGAACAAAACCAAGGGAAGAAACUGUACGCCGAACCGCCCUGCAGACGAAGCCCAGUUAAAGCAUCACCAUGCAUACGGAAUGCCCCAACCAAGCUGAAGGCCGCAGGUUGGGGAGGCCAAAACCGGCACCCUCCUGCCACUAUAAGACCAAGGCAAAGGAGCACAACUUUCCCUGGUUUCGAAAACUCCUCUCAUCCAUUCCACAAUCAGUCUCCCACGCUCAAAGAUCGCUUUCAACUUGGCCAGCCACCGUCGACCAGCUUCGCAUCACGCUUUGCCAAAAACCUUCAAUACAACCACCACGAACUUAAUCUCCAACCUCGGUUCAAAGGCUUCUUACCAAAAAUGGUUCGCCCUAUCGCAUUCUUCCCGGGCCGUGGCCGCCCUAUCGACGCUGAGCAAUGGACCAGAGCACCAGCAACUCGCAACAGAUCCUCCAACUUUCUCGGAGCAGGAGAUUUUGAAAUCCAUUGCGAUGAACCAGGCGAAGAAGGUCUAUGGCCGAAAGCCAUCCAACAACAGAAGCGGAUCGCUGAACUUAUCAAGCAACACGACCGAAAGGAGAUCGAGCACGUUUCCCCAUUGCCCCUAGCUGUCAGCUUGUGGCAAGAUCCCAAGGAUUUCGACGUCGUGAUCGAGUGCGGAGACAGAAAGUUCUUCGCUCAUCGCCAAAUGCUUGCUCGAGAGCAAAGUGUCUUGAAAAAGGAGUCUUCUGAAGUAAUUCCAGACGGCAACUUUACCCGCCUCGUGUAUCCCAAUACGACUCCCGAGCGGAUGGCCAACGUCCUGGCAUUCAUCUACGACAAGAGUAUCAUGAAAGGGCAGAUCUUUGCUCCCUCCUCUUACCGACCCCUCAACGGCGGGAUCAUCCUGAACAACGUCCUGGCCUACCUCGCCAGCAUCGAACUCGAGUGCCCCUUACUGUGCUCCGUAGCGCUCGCCAACCUCCAAGAAGCAACUCAAGGCGUCAAGACCUUCUUCGCCGAACUCUACGACGCCAUGCAGAUCCUCGUCGACGGAGCAAAUGAAGACCAAAUCCCCUCCUCGGAGUGGGACUUGCUCACACCCACAAUUUUCCGCAACAACAACGAGCUUGAAAACCUCUACAAACCCAUCCGCAUUGCUUUGCAGGCCCUGUUUGAUGUGUUCCAGCACAAGCCGGGCAAGUUCUACGCGGUCGAGAUGAUGCCCCUGCGGGAGGAGCUCUGGCUGCUGGCGUACGUUAUCUACAAUCGUCUUAAGCUCAGCAAGAAAUUCAGAGUCGAAGAACAGCCGCAGUGGGAGAAUACCGGGCUGAUGUCGAUGUUGAUGGAGGAGCAGAUGUUUUUGGUGGAGUAUGGGGCUGAGGCGCCCGAGGGUUUCAGGUUUCAAGAGCCCGAGGCAACAUGGGAUUUGUGA
Messenger RNA from Sordaria macrospora k-hell, 2265 nucleotides. RefSeq lists its product as uncharacterized. Lineage: Eukaryota; Fungi; Ascomycota; Sordariomycetes; Sordariales; Sordariaceae. The record is from RefSeq and is a predicted model, not a curated record. Gene Ontology annotation, molecular function: protein binding.